AAAGAUCAUAUGAUUGUUCAAUGAAGAAGCACGUCUGAUAGGCGUCGACUUACUUCUUUCAACCAGUUUUUUAUUUUCUGGCUGAAUAUAGGCCGUUUUUCGUGUUAGUGGUGCUAAAAUAUAACUAUCAGCCAUGGCGCUCAGCGAUGCAGAUGUUCAGAAACAGAUCAAGCAUAUGAUGGCCUUCAUCGAACAAGAGGCCAACGAAAAGGCCGAAGAAAUCGAUGCUAAGGCUGAGGAGGAAUUCAACAUCGAGAAGGGCCGUCUCGUACAGCAACAGCGGCUCAAGAUCAUGGAAUACUAUGAAAAGAAAGAGAAACAAGUUGAACUUCAGAAAAAGAUCCAAUCUUCGAACAUGCUGAACCAAGCUCGUCUGAAGGUACUCAAAGUACGUGAAGAUCAUGUACGUAAUGUACUCGAUGAAGCUCGCAAGCGCCUGGCUGAAGUGCCCAAUGAUACUAAGCUAUACUCCGACUUGCUUGUUACACUAAUGGUGCAGGCUCUAUUCCAGCUUGUGGAGCCGGCUGUGACAAUUCGUUGCAGACAAGCGGAUAAAUCUCUUGUGGAAUCCCUCCUGCCACGCGCCCAGCAAGACUACAAGGCUAAGAUCAAGAAGGAUGUCGUCCUGAAAGUUGACACAGAAGCAUCCCUCCCAGCGGACACUUGUGGUGGUAUCGAACUCAUUGCUGCCAGGGGCCGCAUUAAGAUUUGCAACACCCUGGAAUCCCGUCUGGAGCUGAUUGCUCAGCAACUGUUGCCAGAAAUCCGUACAGCCCUAUUCGGUCGCAACCCCAACCGUAAAUUCACAGAUUAAAAUUUUCCCGCUCAUUAAAACACUUGUUACUAACAACAUUAAAGAAAAACUUCUUAGAUAUAAAGUUAUAAUUAUUGUUUUCUUUUGCCUAAUUAAUAUUAUAAUGCGUACAACUCUAUCGCUGUUUAGAAUGUAUCCUAUUAAAUGGAAAUGUUAAGACGUCUGAAAGUGUUAAAUACUAUGUGUGAUCAUGCGUUUUAUCUGAUUCAUGGUGUCCGUUGAUAUUUCUAUUCUAUAUGUACAUUAGUUUCGCCGGCAAAAGUAUGUAUUAAUUAUUAAAGUAUUUUAUUGUUACAAUUCAUUCAUAGACUCAUACAUAUAUUUAGAGGAUGUAGUUUAUAGGAUUUGAAACGAUGUAUUUAAGAUUAAACAAUCUAUUUAAUGCCGUAUAACCGAUUCAAUAUAUAGAAGUAUAAAUAUAAAGGGAAUGUCACUAUUUCUGUAACAGUAUAUAUGAAAGCACAAUACAAAUGAUUAGUAGUUGAAUGUUACCUGUAUAUUGUUCAAGUGAAAUCUAUUAAAUCUAUGAAUUAUCUGAUGUUUUCAAAUCUUAGGAAUCCUUGACGACUGUAAGAUUUUGAUGUGACAGCAGCAUCCUAUGUUGUGUUCACUUAAAUCAUUAAUGAUUUGACUGAUAACAAUGUAGUGUCAGAUUAGAAUCUUUCAGUCUUACAACAUUCCUAUUACGUCCUGGCAAUUUAUAUUUUGGCUUGCUUCGAAUAUGUAUGUACGUUUCCCAUUAUGGCACUGUUGAAAUUCUUGUGUAAAUAUAUAGAUGUGUUAAAUA
Danaus plexippus (monarch butterfly) is the source of this 1601-nucleotide messenger RNA. It is a transcript of the gene Vha26, whose product is annotated as V-type proton ATPase subunit E. The transcript has 5 exons. Gene Ontology annotation, cellular component: proton-transporting two-sector ATPase complex, catalytic domain. The coding region runs from base 134 to 814 and encodes 226 amino acids. Gene Ontology annotation, molecular function: proton-transporting ATPase activity, rotational mechanism. Gene Ontology annotation, biological process: proton transmembrane transport. NCBI's taxonomy places the organism in Eukaryota, Metazoa, Arthropoda, Insecta, Lepidoptera, Nymphalidae. The record is from RefSeq and is a predicted model, not a curated record.